UGGUUUUAAAGAAAUGUGUCAAGUGUGGUUUGGGCGAAAAUGUGCGUACUUCAACAGUUGAUUAAUUCAUUUCUUUUGUCAAGGUUGUGUUACUGAUGGUUCUUAGCGGUAAAUAAACUAUUGUGACUUACUUUGUGUUUUGAAGGUGCGUAAAAAUGAACUGAUGCCACCCAACUAUUUUGCGCACAGACGCCCAAUCGGUUUACGUGUUCUGUCAUCUGAAUUUGUUGUUACUUUCUGACCUGCUGCACUUAAACUGUGUGGUUCGAAUAAAUUCCUUCUUGUUUACUGGUCACUCAACAGUUUAAAGUGGAUGUCCGCAAUCAGUCGGUAUUUCCCCUAAUUAAAGGAAGGAAAUGAGAACAAUGAAUAGCAAAAUAAUCUCAGGGGGGUUUCUGAAGUUCAAACAAUGGCUCCAGUUUUUGUAACAAUUGCACAAAGCGUUUCGUGCGUAAUAAUCUGUGGAGGUUUCAAAAGAUUCUGGUGUGAAACACACGUACAUGCACAGGAGAGCGACUCCUGGAUGCAGCUCCAGGUCUAGAGUUUCUCCCCCAGGCCGUCCUCACAGGUUCCACAAACCCAGCCCGGCCCAAACCGCCCCGACUAAGUCCACGAUGUCCCUGGGACACCUCACUAAGGGGGGAAGCUGGGAGGAGCUCAUCCAGGCCUGUUUGCAGUCCUUUGACUCAAAUGGUUGUGUUUGUGGGAGCAGCCACCUGUUGAACAUCAGCCUGACCAUGCACCGUCUCCUCAUCUCCUCCAGUGAGCUGCUGGACAAGCUCAUCACUUUAUUUAAAGUAGCGCUGGACAACGAGCAGCCAAGAGAUUGCCAGAGGAUAUGCUACUUCAUCAGGCACUGGAUCCAGGAAUUCUGGGUGGUGUUCAGGUCGGACCGCAGCUUAUCAGACAGCCUGGAACAGUUCCGGGAGCUGAUCAGAGAGCACGGACAGGAGCAUCUUUGCUCUCUCCUCGAGACCAAAUGGAUAAAUGAACGAGACUGGUCUUGGAAAGCCAGUCAGAAGAUCAAAGCUAACUGCAGUAAAAAGAGGAAGGUCUCUCUUCUUUUUGAUCAUCUGGAGCCCAUUGAGCUGGCUGAGCACCUUACCUACCUGGAAUUCAAAUCCUUCUGCAGGAUAUCAUUUGUAGACUAUCAGAAUUACAUUCGCAGCUGCUGCAUGAAGGACAUCCCCGCGAUGGAGCGUUCCAUAGCACUGUGUAAUGGUAUCUCCCAGUGGGUUCAGCUGAUGGUGCUGAGCAGGCCAACUGCUCAGCUGAGAGCUGAGGUUUUCACCAAAUUUAUCCAUGUGGCCCAGUGUCUACAUCUUAUGCACAAUUACAACACACUAAUGGCAGUGGUCGGAGGGCUGUGUCACAGCUCGAUCUCCAGACUGAAGGACACCACCUCACAUGUACCCGGUGAGGUCACCAAGGUACUGAAUGAAAUGACAGACCUACUGUCCUCCUGUAGAAACUAUGACAACUAUAGACAAGCUUACAAUAAAUGUACAGGUUUUAAAAUCCCUAUCCUGGGUGUCCACCUCAAAGACCUGAUUUCAGUCAAUGAGGCUAUGUCAGACUAUGUGGAGGACAACAAGGUUAAUGUUCAGAAGCUCCAAGCACUCUACAGCCACAUUAAUGAGCUGAUCCAGCUGCAACAGAUCCCCCCCAGGCUGGAAGCUAACAAGGACCUGGUCCAUUUGUUGACGCUGUCCUUGGACCUUUACUACACUGAGGAUGAGAUCUAUGAACUGUCUUACACCAGGGAACCAAAGAACUGUAAAGCACCUCCAGCCACCCCCUCUAGACCUCCAGUGGUUGUGGACUGGGCAUCAGGAGUGGCUCCUAAACCUGACCCCCGAACCAUCAGCAAACAUGUACAGAGAAUGGUGGAUUCCGUGUUUAAGAACUACGAUCACGAACAGAACGGCUUCAUUUCUCAAGGGGAAUUUGAGAAAAUUGCUGCUAGCUUUCCGUUUUCCUUCUGUGUCAUGGACAAAGAGAAGGAGGGCCUCAUCAGCAGAGAGGAGAUCACAGCCUAUUUCAUGCGGGCCAGCGUCAUCUGCUCCAAACUGGGUCUUGGCUUUGUCCAUAACUUCCAGGAAACCACUUACAUGAAACCUACAUUCUGUGACAACUGCUCAGGAUUUUUAUGGGGUGUCAUCAAGCAAGGCUACAGAUGCAAAGACUGCGGGAUGAACUGCCACAAACUGUGCAAGGACCAGGUGGCAUUUGAGUGCAAGAAGAACACCAAAGUGACCAAUGCCGUCGACAGUCCGACACCAAGCUCCACACCUGUCACCACGGGCACCUCGGAGGCGCUACACUCUCCAGGUUCAGAAGAAUGUCCUUUCCCCUAUCCGCCAGAUGACAGCAAAGACUGUAGCCCAGAGUCCCCGAUCACCUCCCACUUGAGGCCCCAGAGGGUCCACAGUGGCACCCAGACAGAGGGACCCCAGCUUUUCUCAGCGUCUCCUGAGGCCAGUCGCUUUCAGCCUUGUUUGCUGGUCCCAGCAGCACCCACCUUCAGCUCGUGUCCCAGUCCUGUGCCCCAGAGAAAACAGCGACACUGUGCCAAGUGGGAAAACAGAGCGUCUGUUGUCCCUAAGGUGCCAGAAGAGGAGAGCAAACCCACCUAUGAAUCUCUGGAAUUAGACAACCAGAGGCUACACCAAGUCAAUGAGACACUACGUAGGAAGUUGAAGGAUGCAGAGCGUGAGGUGGAAAUACUUAAGACACUGCUGAAGAGGCACGCUCUCCACCCUGUGGAGGAGGACUCCUCCUCCUGAACACACAAACACACUGGACCUCCUUCAAGGAGACUGGUGCUGCCCCCUUAUGGCCGCAUGUAUAGAUCUGGAUCCAUUGUUUAAGACAGUGAAUCCAAAAAAAGCCAAUCAGUAUGUCACCAGUAAUAAGGUGUUCUUGUUUUUGUUUUGGUUUUUUUGAAAGCAGCUCCAGCACAUUGUACAGAACAUACAGUAAAAAGGCUAAAAAAACGAUAGUGAUCUAUUUGAUCUAUUGAAUUUCCCUCGGGAUCAAUAAAGUAUCUGUCUAUUUAAAGAUGUUUCAAGUGAGCAGAGAGGGCCUUUUUACUCUAAUGUAAUGUUCACAGAAGAAUGAAAAUCAAUGAAAGGCAAUGAGCAUUACUUACUUUAUGUUUUGAACCAUGAAGAUUAGUUGAAGCUGGAAUGGAGGUAUAUAAACAUAAAAACUAUUAAAUGACAGAGUGCAGUGUUUUAGAGUGAAAAUAGAGCAGCAUGUGUUUGAUCAAUUUUUGAUCACUAACAAGGCGAGAUAUUUAUGUUAAACAUAAAACAGAAAUCAGAGGCUGCAGUAAAAUGUAUGCCGCAAAACAAUAUGUUUAUUGUGUAUAUGACAGGUGCAUUAUCAUCAUUAUUAAUGACGAGGGCCCACUGAUUAUAGCAGCAGAACGAAGGCUGGAGGCCUCAGAUGUAGAGAUUAUCAUUGUCCCUGCUUAUAUCAAUGCGCACAAUGUUUUCAGUGCCAUUGUCUCUAACACUACAGAGCUCAUAUAGAGAGUGACUUAAAUUAACAUUUUGUACAGUAUACUGGUACUUUCAGUGAGUUAUUUAUGCUUGUGUGUGUUGGCACCAUAUUGAUACUUUUUGUUUUCAUUGUGCAUCCAUAUAAUGUUUAUUAUUGUGGGGUCCAUUGUAGCAGUGUCAUACUGUGAAUGGAAGUCAAGAUACAUGUGUUUGUAAUGUGUGUCAUGUAUUGUAAAUACAAAGUAUACACAAGGCCAUCUCAGUUAAGUCAAGGUUGAUCCUUUCUCUCAGUAUUGUUUGCUUAUUGCUAUAAUAAAUACUGUAAAUUCCACAAAAAAA
Molecule: messenger RNA, 3845 nt
Organism: Scatophagus argus
Lineage: Eukaryota; Metazoa; Chordata; Actinopteri; Scatophagidae
Product: RAS guanyl-releasing protein 1-like
Exons: 17
Coding region: 501-2786 (761 amino acids)
Biological process (GO): Ras protein signal transduction; positive regulation of GTPase activity
Cellular component (GO): plasma membrane
Molecular function (GO): calcium ion binding; guanyl-nucleotide exchange factor activity
Source: RefSeq, a predicted model, not a curated record